ACUGUCUUUCGUCUCCUUCCCAAGCACGUAAUUCUCGCUGGUGGGUGCCGGGAAUCCAUGCAGCAAAGAAGAAAGGGAUAGGAGAGAGAACAGGAAUGAGUCAGCCCCGCUCACAGGCAUCCCGGCCCUGCCCCAUCUUGGGGAGCUCUGGCGGGCUCCCUCUACCCCGGUGGACAGUACCACCACGGCUUCCUGCGGGGACGACCCUGGACUGCGCUGCUGUUACCUUCCCCUAAGGCCUCAGAGCGGGUGGUCAGUCUGAAGCCCUCUACGCCCAAUCCUCAGGAGCCCCGUGAACGAGCAAGGGGACGAUGACAAGCCCAGGGGCAUGGCCCCCGGAGACCAGCGGGGACAGGAUGAGUAGGAGGAGCUUCUAAAUUAUCCAUUAGCACAAACCGUCAUUUGUCCCAUGCAUAAAUAUAUGGGGAAAACAGGCAGCAGCCUUGGGUGGGGGAGAAGGGCCAGGGUAUAAAAAGGUCCCGCAGGGGACCAGCUCCAGAAUCCCACAGUCCAGCUCCCCAAACGGAUCAGGGUCCUGUGGACAGCUUGCUCAGCUGCAAUGGCUACAGGCUCUCGGACCACCUGGCUCCUAGUGUUCGCCCUGCUCUGCCGGCCCUGGCCUCAGGAGGCCGGUGCCUUCCCGGCCGUGCCUUUGUCCAGCCUGUUUGGCAAUGCGGUGCUCCGAGCCCAGCACCUGCACCAGCUGGCCGCUGAUACCUACAAAGAAUUUGAGCGCACCUACAUCCCCGAGGGACAGCGCUUCUCCACCCAGAGAACUCUGCCGGCCUACUGCUUCUCCGAGACCAUCGGGGCCCCGACGGACAAGGAAAACGCCCAGAAGAAGUCUGACAUGGAGCUGCUGCACUUCUCGCUGCUGCUUAUCCAGUCGUGGCUGGGCCCCAUGCAGUUCCUCAGCAGGGCCUUCCCCAACAGCCUGGUGUUCGGCACCUCGGACCGCGUGUAUGAGAAGCUCAAGGAUCUGGAGGAGGGCAUUCAGGUGCUGAUGCAGGAGCUGGAAGACGGCAGCCCCCGGGCCGGGCAGAUCUUCAAGCAAACCUACGACAAGUUUGACACCAACUUACGCGGCAGUGACUCGCUGCUCAAGACCUACGAGCUGCUCUCCUGCUUCCGGAAGGACAUGCACAAGACUGAGACCUACCUGCGGGUCAUGAAGUGUCGCCGCUUCUCGGAAAACAGCUGUGCCUUCUAGUUGCACACUGUCUGUGUCACCCACCCAGCACCUCCCCUUACCCUGCAAAGUGCCACCCCAGGGCCCACUGUCCUUGUCCUAAUAAAACUAAGUUGCAUCAUAUUAUCCGA
This is a messenger RNA of Chinchilla lanigera (long-tailed chinchilla), 1320 nucleotides long. Its product is annotated as somatotropin-like. NCBI's taxonomy places the organism in Eukaryota, Metazoa, Chordata, Mammalia, Rodentia, Chinchillidae. The coding region runs from base 560 to 1210 and encodes 216 amino acids. The record is from RefSeq and is a predicted model, not a curated record. Gene Ontology annotation, cellular component: extracellular region. The transcript is spliced from 5 exons. Gene Ontology annotation, biological process: growth hormone receptor signaling pathway; positive regulation of tyrosine phosphorylation of STAT protein; positive regulation of growth. Gene Ontology annotation, molecular function: hormone activity; growth hormone receptor binding.